This is a messenger RNA of Electrophorus electricus (electric eel), 2999 nucleotides long. It is a transcript of the gene npnta, whose product is annotated as nephronectin a. NCBI's taxonomy places the organism in Eukaryota, Metazoa, Chordata, Actinopteri, Gymnotiformes, Gymnotidae. Gene Ontology annotation, cellular component: membrane. Gene Ontology annotation, molecular function: calcium ion binding. The record is from RefSeq and is a predicted model, not a curated record.
UCUCCGCAAUCGCCAACACACACGCUGCAAACCGCGUAGUCAGGCGGGCGCUCGAGUUACGGCAUGCGCCAAUCGCCGUUCGCGAAGAACUUGCUCAGAGGGCACGUGAACGUGUGGGUCUCCGCAAAGCCAGCAGAGUGCAGACCGCUGCGCACGGCAAGCAACGGCUCGCGCUCCUGCACCUCGCGCGCAACGUCGAUGAGCAGUCGCGUGUCUUCCACGCCGGACCCCCUCUGACGGGCCGAAUUACUCUUGGACGCGAGUUGUUUUCCAGCGCGUUGAAAAACUGCUGCGAUAUCGCCGGACAGUCGGAUAUACGGCCCGUCCUGUAAAUGCGCGUGGAAAUGUUAAUAAAGUUGAUUUUGCUGGGGACUUGGUGGCUCGUGGCGAGAGCAGACUUUGAUGGAAGGUGGCCCAGGCAGAUGGCCUCAUCCAAUGGGCUGUGCCGUUAUGGUACCCGCAUAGACUGCUGCUGGGGAUGGAUGCGGCGCUCCUGGGGGCACUGCCAGCCCCUCUACGUGUUAAGCCGCAGGGUCUUCGGGAUAAGGUGCCAGGCGCAAGCUGUGUGUCAGCACGGAUGUAAGCACGGUGACUGCGUCGCGCCCAACAAGUGCAAGUGCCACCCUGGCUUCACGGGGAAGACCUGCAACCAAGAAGGAAAGCAGGACCAUGUAAGCCCCCCUGUUUGGGACAGUCACCCCCCUAUCCUUGUUCCCACGGACCAGCAGCCGGUGGGGUUGCCUUCGGAGGAUCUGAACGAGUGUGGCCUGAAGCCCCGUCCCUGCAAACACAGGUGCAUGAACACAUAUGGCAGUUACAAGUGCUACUGCCUCAACGGCUACAUGCUCCUGUCUGACGGCACCUGCGGAAAUGCCCGGACGUGUGGCAUGGCUAACUGCCAGUACGGCUGUGAGGUGAUGAAAGGUGAAGUUCGCUGCCAGUGUCCAUCACCAGGACUGCAGCUUGCCUCGGACGGCAGGACAUGCGUGGAUGUGGAUGAGUGCAGCACGGGCCGUGCUGUGUGCUCGCGCUUCCGCCAGUGCGUCAACACCUUCGGCAGCUACGUCUGCAAGUGCCGUGACGGCUUCGAGCUGCAGUACGUCGGCGGGAAGUACCAGUGCGUUGAUGUGGACGAGUGCUCGGCAGGGCAGCGCCGCUGCGCCGCGUUCUCCACCUGCUACAACACGCCAGGCUCCUUCAAAUGCAAGUGUAAGGUCGGCUUCAGCGGUGGCGCCAGCUACGCCUGCAAACCCAUCCCCAACGUGAUUAUAGAGCCUCCCAGACCUGGAAGGAUUCCCCCGGGCAACAGUAACAGGAUUCCAGACACGGACCAGACGAGGACCACCACUACUGUUCGACCUCCUGUGACAGUUGAGAGGAUCUCUCCAACCAACUCUCCAUCCACCCCCAAAGCUCCUCCACCCCCAAAGAAGGUCUCUCCACCACCAAAGAAACCAGCCCUCCCAACACGCAAUGUCCCCGUGCCCACUCCCAGACCCCCUGCCGUGGUCACCUCCAAGCCGAAAGCCCCACCUCAUCCACCCACCACAGUCAAGGCCCCAACACCCACACUGGGAGUCCCUCUGAUCUCCACACGCAGGCCAACCAGGCUGCCAGAAACCACCAUAGACAACACCAUCCACAAGGACAUCACAGAGAAACAAAGAGGGGACGUCCACAUACCUCGGAAUCAUGGCCAGAACAAUGUUUUUGGUGUUGAUCUAGACAUCGAACUGGGUAACACAGAAGAAGAACUCAGAGAUGACCCAGAGGCUGGGUAUCUGAGCUGCUCAUUCGAUGAGGGUCUUUGUGACUGGAUCCAGAACAAACAGGGAGAUGUAUACUGGGAAACAGUACCAGACCCCUCAGGCGGCAGGUACUUGACGAUCUCGGAGCCGCUGCACAAGAGGAGUGGGCGUGGCUCCCAGCUGGUCCUCCCCCUGGCCACGCCCUGGAAUGAGGGCAACCUGUGCUUGGCAUUCCGCCACAAGAUGGCGGGCCACCACGUGGGCGUGUUGCAGGUGUUUGUGCAGAAAGGCCGACAGCACAGUCCAGCCGUCUGGGGUCGCACAGGGGGCAACGGCUGGCGCUCCACCCAGAUUACACUGUGGGGAAACGGACUGGAGAGCGUGAUUGUGAAGGGCGAGCGGCGGAGAGGUAAUGCUGGCGAGCUGGCUCUGGAUGACAUCAGUCUGAGGAGAGGCACGUGUCAGGAGGAGCACAACCCGAGGAGACUGUAAAGAGGACUCGCGCUCCCAGCCUCAGGACCACGCCGAGGGAGGGGCAGGCUCUCCCCUGGCCACGCCCCCAGGUUCAUCCAGCCUCCUGCCAAGGCUACCAGUGCACCUCCAGUGUCCAGAUCCAGAAUUACCAAUACAGAGCAACUGAACUCAAAAAUAGUUUUGAACAAGGAAAACGCACCAUUCUUUUAGUAGAUGCCAUGCACUUCAGGUCCCUCUUGAGUUCAGCUGCUAGUGAAGGUACGCGCAGGCGAGCUGUGGUUCCAGGAUUAGACCGCCUCGCAGCGCCUUAAACCAGACGAAGAGAGCGUUUAUGUGCUUUGUCCGAGCAAAUAAAAGCUAUCUGAGAGACAACCGAUUCCCAUUGUCCCUGUAAAUGUAUCCGUGUGUACAUAUAUACAUAUGCAGAUAUAUUUCAAAAAUUCAUAUAUGCUUUGCUGUCGCAUAAUUAUAGUAUGUGAAUCCUUCAACAUGUAAAAGUGACGCAGGGCAAUGUUUACACGACCCGAUUUCAAGUGUUUUCUUGACAUUAUGUAUAUUGUAAAUUACAAACUAGUAAAUUGUUUUGCAUUACAUUUCUAAGUGGCUGUAUCAGCCAUCCUGUAUUGGCAUAUUAUAUCCAUACUUACCCUUUAAAAUCCUUCAGUUGGCCAGUUGGGUCUUCUGGCCCAGGAAUACUGGGGUCUUUACUCUUGUUUUAAUAGACAGAUGUCAGUAUUAAAAGAUUUAUGCCAAUAAAGGUUGUGAACAUUAUGUGCA